AUGUCUGCAUUUUUACGUCAAACUUCUUUUUCUUACAAGCUUGCUAGAUCUUUUUCUUCUUCAGCUGCGCGUCGAGACUUAAAUAAGAUUCAACUUAUUGGUCGUGUUGGCAGUGACCCUAUUAGUACUGAACUCUCCGAUAACCGUCGCGUGUAUAAUUAUACUUUAGCUACUUCUGAAACGCGGCCUGGCAAAGAUGAUAGCAUCAUUAAACGCACACAAUGGCAUCGUAUUGUCUAUUGGUCAAACAAUGAUUGGUUUUCCAAAGUGAAAAAGGGUGAUUUAGUCUAUGUUGAAGGCGCACUUCGUUAUGCUGAUUAUGUCGAUAAGGAAGGUGUUGGUAGAACCAAAGCAGAGAUUACUCAGACCUCAUUCCGACUUUUGAAUCCUUCGCGCCCCAAGGAAGAAGAACAAGAAUAA
Messenger RNA from Rhizopus microsporus ATCC 52813, 420 nucleotides. RefSeq names its product nucleic acid-binding protein. Gene Ontology annotation, cellular component: mitochondrial nucleoid. The record is from RefSeq and is a predicted model, not a curated record. The coding region runs from base 1 to 420 and encodes 139 amino acids. The transcript is spliced from 6 exons. Gene Ontology annotation, biological process: positive regulation of helicase activity; mitochondrial DNA replication. Gene Ontology annotation, molecular function: single-stranded DNA binding. NCBI's taxonomy places the organism in Eukaryota, Fungi, Mucoromycota, Mucoromycetes, Mucorales, Rhizopodaceae.